Messenger RNA from Cyclocybe aegerita, 1779 nucleotides. The record is from the annotation of a GenBank genome assembly. NCBI's taxonomy places the organism in Eukaryota, Fungi, Basidiomycota, Agaricomycetes, Agaricales, Hemipholiotaceae.
AUGUCGGCAAAUCCUCCGGUCUACAAUCACCGGCCAAUGCAGCCCAGCGGCGUGCGCGUGAACCCCCCACCGGGUGCUGGGCCUUCAAACGCCCCCUUCUCCCUCAAUGAUUCCCUCGAUGCCAUCAGAAACGGCUACGAAUCCCUGCAGACCGAGCUGAACAGUAUACGCAGCCAACGCGACGAGCUGGAGAUGAAGUUGGAGGCGCAGGUGGACGAACUCGCCAACGUCCGCCGGUCGCUCUUCGAGCUCGAGCGCUCACAGUCCCGCGUCCGCCUCGAAUACGAGGACGAGAUUACCCGUCUCCGCGCGGAGGUGAUGGCCGCGCGCUCCCUGGGUGUCCCUCAAGGGAUCCCCGGGCACAGUCCAAGGGCCCUCGGCGGCCCCGGUGGUGGCUCACCACACGCCUUCCACUCCGCAUCGACCUCGACCUCCAUGGCAGACGCCCACCAGCAACACCAGCAGCGGAAUUACAGCACCCGAACAACGACGACGACGCGAGACCGAGACCGUUUGCCUGUUGGCCGCGAGAGUAGCUUGUCCAGCCUGGAUCGUGAUGGGAGGCCGAAGCUUGUUGGGGCUGGGGGCCCGAGGGAGGACGGUGGGCUGCUGCUGCAACAGCAGCUCGACUCUGACCGAGACACGGACCGACUCUCGGAUCGGCGCGACCCAAAACGACACAAGGCACGAGGGGAACCGCUGGAUUCGUACCCAUCACCGAUAGGCCACCACCCUGGUCUGGGUCCGUCGGUAAAGCCGCUCGCGUCCCAGCAGCAGCAGCAGCAGCCGGCGUUCAGCAACCCGUCGGGGAUCCAUCGAGUGGCCUCUGGACCGUCGGCGCACGCGCUUCCGCCAAUGAACGCCAACGCGCCUGGCCCAGACAUCGACGAGCUCAGCAUCCACACUGUUCCCCCGGAAUUCAAGAAGGAAGGCAACGACUGGUGCGCGGUGUACAACCCCAAGGUAAAGAAAGCGCUCGACGUCAAUCUCCUCCAUACCUUCAACCACAGCUCGGUCGUAUGUUGUGUGCAGUUCUCCGCUGAUGGACGGCUCGUCGCGACGGGGUGCAACCGAACCGCACAGAUAUUCGAUGUCCAUACGGGGAAGAAGCUCUGCGUGGUGGAGGACGAAACUGCCCCUCCGCUAGGCGACCUCUACAUCCGGAGCGUAAGAUUCAGCCCAGAUGGCAAGCUACUAGCAACUGGAGCAGAAGAUCGCAAGAUCAGGGUGUGGGACAUCGAAACACGCCGAAUUCUGCACGUCUUCGACGGACACCAGCAGGAGAUCUACUCGCUUGACUUUUCACGCGACGGCCGGUAUAUCGUCUCGGGGUCAGGCGACAAGACGAUGCGUAUCUGGAGUAUUGGGACGCAGAGCUGUCGGACGCUCACCAUCAGCGAGGCGGAUGCACUCAACGAGGACGCGGGGGUCACCUCCGUCGCUAUCUCUCCCGACGGGCGCCUCGUCGCUGCUGGAAGUCUGGACGCCGUCGUCCGCGUGUGGGAUAUCGUCACUGGGGCUUUGUUGGAGAGACUGAAGGGCCACGAGGACAGUGUGUACAGCGUCGCGUUCACCCCGGAUGGGAAGGGUAUCCUGAGUGGGAGCUUGGACAAGACGCUGCGAUUUUGGGACGUGUCAGGCGUUGUGUCGAAGAUCGUCAAGCAGGACCCAGCGAGCAGUCGCGGACCGACGCCUGCGCCUCCCCCCAUUAAUAUGGCGGACGUACCCACCAACUCUCCCUUGCUCACUUUUGUCGGUCACAAGUCCGACCGCCAUUAG